AUGGCAAUUGCACCUGCUAUCGGUCUAGUUGCACUAACAAAGACUAUCAUCAAGAUUAUAGUUCAAGAAACAGUUGAAAUUUAUGAAAAUACGACAUGUACUGAAUAUACAUGUCAAAUAUUUUCUGAAAGUGGUAAAAAUAAAUCAAUGUUUUCAGAAAGAGAAUUCUAUCUUGCCACUCAUAGGUUCAGGAAUACAUUGAAUCAAGCCAAGAGUUUUGCGGAAGAAGUGACCAAAUUUAAGGGAAUUAAAAAAUAUUGGAACGCUAAUAACGUGAGAAAAAGAUUUGAUAGGUUAAUGAAAGAUUAUGAUGGUUACAUGGGUGAUUUGAACACUACUAUUACAGUAACGAAUGCAGUUCAACACAUGAUUGAUAUGAAUAGAAUUAUAAAAGAAUUUGAAAAUCUUGAUAAGUUUCUUAAAAAUAAUAAAAAGAGUACUGACAACAUAACAAUACAAGAAAUAUCUUGUAUUCAAAAUCAUCAACUGACAAUGAUUGAUUCAAAAGACUUAAGUGAUCCUGCCAUUAUAGAAAAAAAAACUAGUAAUACUGUUUUUAAAAAGUUAUACAAAAAAGAUACUGAAGUAGCAGAAGUAGCAUGUAAACCUAUCAAAGGUCAUACAUGGGAAAAGUCACCAAUCAAGCGAAUAGAUUUUAUAGAAUUGUCUUUGUCGUUUAAAGAUUUAGCAUCUGAAUGCACAACCCCUAGCGAUCAUUCCCCUAGCAAUUGUUUAGGACUUAAACAAGAUAAUGCUACAGAAUCAGAAGAAAUAGAAAGUUCUAGUAUCAAUCAUGUUUCUUCAAUACCAAAAAGUGAAGAUAAAACUAUUAGGCCAAUGGAUUUAGUAAUGCGAGUUGAAGAAGGAUUAAACCUUCACAAUGAAGAAAAAGAAAAUCAUUCGGAAAUAAGUGAAGAAAUGAUUAAUUAUCUAACACUCUCAGCUAAUAAUGGUUAUGAUAAAGCUCAGUAUAAUCUUGGUAUCUAUUAUUUACAAAAGGAUAAACAAAUGGCAUUAAAGUAUUUAAAUCUAGCAGCUUCGAGAAAUAAUAACGAUGCUAGAGAAAAAUUAAAAGAGCUAAAUACUGUAGCAUGUGACAUUACUCAAAGCGUUAAUAUAUUGAGACUUGUAGUUAAGACAACAUAUGUCAAAUUGAAGAGAUCUGAAAUUUAA
Molecule: messenger RNA, 1173 nt
Organism: Cetraspora pellucida
Lineage: Eukaryota; Fungi; Glomeromycota; Glomeromycetes; Diversisporales; Gigasporaceae
Source: the annotation of a GenBank genome assembly